Molecule: messenger RNA, 1416 nt
Organism: Helianthus annuus (common sunflower)
Lineage: Eukaryota; Viridiplantae; Streptophyta; Magnoliopsida; Asterales; Asteraceae
Exons: 2
Coding region: 1-1416 (471 amino acids)
Source: RefSeq, a predicted model, not a curated record
AUGCCCCGAAAAAGUCUCAGUUUGCUACAAGUGUACCAACUGGGCCAUAAGAAAUCUGAAUGCCCGGAACUGGUAGGAAAGAAAGAUGUGAAGGAUACGCAAGCGGAAACCCAGAAAUCAAAGGCUAGAUCUUUUCAUCUGACCGCGGCAGAAGCCAAGAUUGAACCCGAUGUGGUUUCAGGUAUAUUUGCCAUAAACUCUAUUCCCGCACGUAUUUUGUUUGAUAUGGGUGCGAAUAAAUCCUUCGUUUUACAUGGGUUUAUUCAACAUCCUUCAUUUGUAUUAACGAAGUUACCUAUGCCUUUAGAAGUAGAGAUAGGUAAUAAUAAGAGCUUCGUUGUUUGUGAUGUAUGUCGAAAUUUCAAAUUGAGUAUCGAUGAUGAUGAAUACUCAAUAGACUUGAUCCCGAUGUCGAUGGGAGAAAUUCAAGUGGUCAUCGGUAUGGAUUGGGUGUCCCGACAUCACGCGAAGGUCGUAUGCAUCCGUAAGGAGAUAAAACUAACAUCUCCGAGCAGAAAGCAUGUUACUAUUUACGAAGAAAAGGGAGGUAAUCCCGUGGUGUGUUCGAUGUUAGAAGCCCACAAACUCAUGCAACAUGGAUGUAAAGCGUACAUGGUGUACGCAUGCGAAUCGGAGAAAGAGUCACCGAAGAUUGGAGACGUACCGGUGGUACGAGAUUAUGAAGAUGUAUUUCCGGAGGAUCUACCGAGAAUACCGCCAGAACGGGAAGUGGAAUUCGAAAUCGAACUGAUUUCGGGUGCAAAACCGGUAGCUAAGGCGUCGUAUCGGCUCGCGCCAUCAGAGCUGCAAAAUUUAAUGUCGCAGAUACAAGACUUACUGGAUAAGGGAUUCAUACCGCCGAGUGUGUCCCCGUGGGGUGCACCGGUGUUGUUCAUGAAAAAGAAUGACGGGAGGAACAUCAUCAAUACUGACGGAAUACUAGUUGAUCCGUCCAAAAUAGAAGCUGUGUCAAAUCGGAAUUCUCCGAAUAAUCCUUCGAAAAUCAGAAGCUUCUUAGGGCUUGCCGGAUAUUAUCGGAGAUUCAUACAAGAUUUCUCCAAGAUCGCUUCGCCAUUGACCAAGUUAACUCGCAAGGAUGAAAGGUUUAUAUGGAGCGUUGAACAAGAAAGAGCUUUUCAAACGCUCAAGGAAAAGUUGACCCAUGCUCCGAUAUUAACCUUGUCGGACGGUGUCGAUGAUAUGGUGGUCUAUUCGGAUGCGUCGCAUUUUGGACUCGGGUGUGUCUUAAUGCAACGAGUCAAGGUUAUAGCAUACGCCUCGAGACAGUUGAAAGUUCAUGAAAAGAAAUACCCUACGCACGAUCUCGAAUUGGCGGCAGUGGUAUUCGCUUUAAAAAUUAGGAGGAACUAUUUGUAUGGGGUGAAGUGCACUAUAUUACCGACCCCAAGAGCCUGA